Antrostomus carolinensis (chuck-will's-widow) is the source of this 522-nucleotide messenger RNA. It is a transcript of the gene UNC119, whose product is annotated as unc-119 lipid binding chaperone. Lineage: Eukaryota; Metazoa; Chordata; Aves; Caprimulgiformes; Caprimulgidae. Gene Ontology annotation, cellular component: spindle pole; intercellular bridge; spindle midzone. Bases 85 to 522 code for a protein of 145 amino acids. The transcript has 5 exons. Gene Ontology annotation, biological process: lipoprotein transport; positive regulation of protein tyrosine kinase activity; negative regulation of caveolin-mediated endocytosis. Gene Ontology annotation, molecular function: lipid binding. The record is from RefSeq and is a predicted model, not a curated record.
GGCUCCCAGGUGACCGCCAAUUAUUUAUGCACUCCAGAGGAAAAUGUUUACAAGAUAGACUUCACCAGGUUCAAAAUCCGAGACAUGGAAUCUGGCACAGUCUUGUUUGAAAUCACCAAACCAGCAGCUUCAGAACGUGAACACAAUGACAGGAAGGACAUUGACCCCAAUGCUGGACGGUUUGUACGCUAUCAGUUUACUCCAGCUUUUCUGAGACUUCGGCAAGUGGGAGCCACGGUGGAAUUCACGGUAGGGGACAAACCCAUUAAUAACUUCCGCAUGAUUGAGAGGCACUACUUCCGGGAUCAAUUGCUGAAGAGUUUUGAUUUUGAAUUUGGCUUCUGCAUCCCCAGCAGUAAAAAUACUUGUGAGCACAUCUAUGAAUUCCCAGAGCUCUCUGAGGAUCUCAUUCGGGAGAUGAUCCUUCAUCCAUAUGAGACACAGUCGGACAGUUUCUACUUUGUGGACGACAAGCUCGUGAUGCACAACAAGGCAGAUUAUUCCUACAGUGGAGGACCUUGA